GUGCGCUGCACGCGGCCAGAAGGGACACUUUAGCGUGCGCUUAGCCCUCUGACCUGCGGUCUCCGGGUGGCAGGUGGCCGGUCGGGCGGUGCGCUGUGGUGGUGGUGGUGGAGGGUGGCCCGGCGCGUUCCUGGGGUCUCCAGAAACCAGGGAUACCGAAGACUUGGUGAGAGCACCAGGCCACCCUGGCUUGCUCCUGCCCCUGAGCGUCCUGCCUCAGCGAAGCUCACCUACUGGCGAGGUGUUGUGGGUUGUGUAUGGUGUUUUCAAGUUUUGUGGCCCACGUUCCCAGCCUCACAAAACACUGCCCACGUGAAUCUUACUUCCCAUAUCACUUCACAGUUCCAGAUUUUGGCUUGUCAUUUGUUAAGAAAUUUUGUGCAAACCCCCACCACCACCACCUGCUUUCCUUAUCUGUAAAUGUUUUUGUGUUUAGAGGGCCUGGUGUAUUCCUUUAAAUGUGUUCCCGUGUUGGUCCUUUCACUGAAGAUAUUUUACCUUUUUUCUCUCUAGUGCAUGUUUCACUGUGAUAUUAUAAUAAAAAUUAGGGCAGGCAGGGAUGUCAAAAACCAUCCAGUCUUCAUUUUAUAGAUGAGAUGAAGUGAUUAGUAUCACUAGAUCAGUGGAUCUCCUUAGUGGUGGGAUUUAUUUGCAGAGUAGGUGAUUUGCAGAAUGUCCCCAAGUUCCAAGCCUGGACACUGUGAGGGGAAACCACCAACAUAGCCAUGCUGAGAUUUAUUUGUCCCUUGGGUUUCUGCGAUGUUCUGAUGCCAGCUCACAGUAUCCUUUUGUCCCAAGCUUUCCGCUUGGCCCUCAUCCAGCUUCAAGUUUCUUCCAUCAAAUCAGAUAAUGUCACUCGAGCUUGUAGCCUCAUUCGGGAGGCAGCAAAGCAAGGAGCUCAAAUAGUUUCUCUGCCUGAAUGCUUUAAUUCUCCAUAUGGCACAAAAUAUUUUCCUGAAUAUGCAGAGAAAAUUCCUGGUAAAUCCACACAGAAGCUUUCUGAAGUAGCAAAGGAAUGCAGCAUAUAUCUCAUUGGAGGCUCCAUCCCUGAGGAGGAUGCUGGGAAAUUGUAUAACACCUGUGCUGUGUUUGGGCCUGAUGGAACUUUACUAGUAAAACACAGAAAAAUCCAUCUGUUUGACAUUGAUGUUCCUGGGAAAAUUACAUUUCAAGAAUCUAAAACAUUGAGUCCUGGUGAUAGUUUCUCCACAUUUGAUACCCCUUACUGCAGAGUGGGCCUGGGCAUCUGCUACGACAUGCGCUUUCCUGAGCUUGCACAAAUCUAUGCACAGAGAGGAUGCCAGCUCUUGGUGUAUCCUGGGGCUUUCAAUUUGACCACUGGACCAGCUCACUGGGAGUUGCUUCAACGAGGCCGGGCUGUUGAUAAUCAGGUGUAUGUGGCCACAGCCUCUCCUGCCCGGGAUGACAAAGCCUCAUAUAUUGCCUGGGGACACAGCACUGUUGUGAAUCCUUGGGGUGAAGUCCUAGCCAAAGCUGGCACUGAAGAAAUGAUCCUGUAUUCAGAUAUAGACCUGAAGAAGUUGGCUGAAAUACGUCAGCAGAUCCCAAUUUUAAGACAAAAGCGAUCAGACCUCUAUGCAGUGGAGCCAAAAAAGCUCUAAGGAUUAUGUUUCCAAUAUGUCACAAAACAAGAUGUGAUUCUGCAGCAUAAUAAACACCCUUGUUGAGUCCUUUUUCUGGGGAGGGGUGUUGGGGAGUGAACCCAGGCAUCAUACCUGCUGAGCACAUGGCUCAGAGUUCUACUCCUGUUGCCUACUGAAUAAAUCCUUUUUUCUUUUUUUUUUUAUUUUAGCGUUUGUUUGUUUUUUUUUUUGAGGCUGGCCUUACAUUCACUCUGGAACCCAGGCUAGCUUUGAACUUGCAGCAAUCCUCCUGUCUCGGCUUUCUGAAUGCUUGGAUUAUAAGCACAUGUCACCAUGCCUCACUAAAUUUUAGCCUUUUCAUAUCCAGAGAACUCUACUGAGUGACAGAGCAUCAGCAUGCUCAUUCUCCACACCAUAUUACAUAGAAAGGGCACAGGCCAGUGUCAAAGUAGAAAAAGGAGGGGCUGGCUCUGAGGUUUCUGCCAUUCUUAAGUCACCUCAAAGCAGUUGGUGGAAGUAACAGAUCUUGGUAUCCUGGUGGUUGAGUCACCUAAUACCAAUAUGUUUAUGUAACAAACCUCUUAUCCCACUUACUGGAGUUGGAACCCAUUAUCUGGAUAACUUAAUCUAGUGCUGGUCUCUUCCAAGAAGUACCAAAAAGUUAAAUUUUUUGGUUUCUAGCUGUGGGAAACAAGGUGAUAGAUCCUUUUUAAGUUUGCCAGAUGAAGUCACAGCAUCUCUCCUAGUACUCUGGGUGCUUCACAUUCAAGGAACCAGUGGUUCAAGCCCAGCAGAAAAAACUGGGUCAGCAGUGAGCUCCCAUGGAAAAAUGGCAGUGGCAGUAUUGGUGAAAGCAACUCAGUAUGAAUUGGCAAAAAAUGUUUUCUAGUAGAGUGGUGUCUGAAAAUCGUGUCUUUCUGCUUUUCUUUUUGCUUUUUAACACUCUCAUUUUAUAAAUAAAGAACUACC
Molecule: messenger RNA, 2573 nt
Organism: Fukomys damarensis (Damara mole-rat)
Lineage: Eukaryota; Metazoa; Chordata; Mammalia; Rodentia; Bathyergidae
Gene: Nit2
Product: nitrilase family member 2
Exons: 10
Coding region: 726-1622 (298 amino acids)
Biological process (GO): L-glutamine metabolic process; oxaloacetate metabolic process
Cellular component (GO): mitochondrion
Molecular function (GO): omega-amidase activity
Source: RefSeq, a predicted model, not a curated record